This is a messenger RNA of Papilio xuthus (Asian swallowtail), 1870 nucleotides long. Its product is annotated as Aldehyde dehydrogenase type III. NCBI's taxonomy places the organism in Eukaryota, Metazoa, Arthropoda, Insecta, Lepidoptera, Papilionidae. Gene Ontology annotation, biological process: aldehyde metabolic process. The transcript is spliced from 11 exons. The record is from RefSeq and is a predicted model, not a curated record. Gene Ontology annotation, cellular component: cytoplasm. Bases 258 to 1778 code for a protein of 506 amino acids. Gene Ontology annotation, molecular function: aldehyde dehydrogenase (NAD+) activity.
UUAAUGGCACAGCUACGAUACAAUUUCAUACAAUAAAAAUAUUUAAGUGAUAUCAAAAAUAUUUAUUAGACCACUACUAUCGUAUCGUAUAUUUGCUUGCCGCUAAUUACAACUUAUUUUUUUUUAAUUACACUCCAAUAAAGGCGCACGUUCACGUCAGGUGUUAGGAAAGUUACAGAAAAGAAAUUUUAUUAUUUAGCAAGUGUCAAUUUAGUGUAUUUGUAUAUCAACGUUGGGUCGUAUCUAUCGGAACAACUAUGAACUCUAAACAAAAACCGGUUAAUCUGGCUGACGUCGUGGCGAAAGCGCACGAUACUUUCAACCGUGGUGUGACAAGGCCUAUAGAAUGGCGUCGCCAACAGCUGCAGAACCUAAUGCGUAUGUACACUGAGAAUCAGAAUGCGAUGGUUGCAGCAUUAGCCAAAGAUCUGAGGCGAUGCAAAAUGGAGGCCGUGCUGCUGGAGACUGAAUACCUGAUCAACGAUUUAAAGAACACGCUUAACAAUUUGGACAAAUGGGCCGAGCCGGAACGUCCGUCCAAGGGCUUCGUGAACAUGUUGGACGAUGUGGUGAUCUACAAUGAGCCGUACGGCGUGGCUCUGGUGAUUGGCGCGUGGAAUUACCCUCUUCAGUUGCUACUCCUGCCGAUGGCUGGUGCUAUCGCCGCCGGGAACGUAGUCGUUGUGAAGCCCAGCGAGCUAGCUGAGGCCUGCGCGCAGUUUGUGGCUGAAAUGCUUCCUAAGUAUCUAGAUAAUGACGCGGUAAUAGUAGUAGAGGGAGGACCUGAAGAGACCACAGAGUUAUUGCAGCAGAAAUUCGAUUACAUCUUCUACACUGGCGGAACUAACGUGGGCAAGAUCGUGUACUCCGCCGCCACCAAACAUCUUACGCCUGUUACCCUGGAGUUGGGUGGUAAGAGCCCAACUUACAUAGACGGUACAGUGGACAUUGAAGUGACGGCCAAAAGAGUUCUGUGGGGCAAGUUCAUUAACUCGGGUCAGACAUGUAUCGCGCCUGACUACAUCCUGUGCUCCAAGGAGGUGCAGGAGAAGUUCGUGAACGCAGCAAGGGGUGUCCUCAAGGAGUGGUACGGGGAGGACCCACAGAAAUCUCCGGAUCUAUGCAGAAUUAUUAAUAGCAGGCAUUUCAGCCGUCUUCAAGCUUUAAUAGAUGCGAGUAAAGAUAAAAUUGCAAUUGGCGGUCAUACCGACCCGAUAGAGAGGUUCAUUGAGCCUACAAUAUUGACCAAUGUGAAGGGUACAGAUAAAAUAAUGGAGGACGAAAUAUUUGGUCCAAUUUUACCUAUUGUACCCGUAGAGAACGCCUAUGAGGCUAUUAAAUUUAUUAAUGCCAGAGAGAAGCCGCUGACGCUGUAUGUGUUCAGUACGCGCAAGGAUGUCGUUGCGAACAUUGUCGACAACACUAGUAGCGGAGGGAUGUGUGUAAACGAUACUAUCAUGCACAUGGGAGUUGACACGUUACCAUUCGGCGGUGUUGGCAGCAGUGGUAUCGGCGCUUACCAUGGCAAGACGACAUUCGAUACCUUCACGCACAAAAAGAGUUGCCUCGUUAAAAAUUUCUCACCCAUCGGAGAGAAACUUGGAUCAUUACGUUACCCGCCCUACACAGAUAAGAAGCUGAAUGGAAUAACAAUGUUGAUGGCAAAGAGGUCGUUACCCUCCUUUAAGUUUUUGCCCUACUUGCUGACGUUUGUACUCGGAGCUGGCAUAUCUUAUGGUGUCUUCACCUGGCAGAAGAUGGCUUCGGAAAAUCAAUAAAAAGCUACGACUGAUUUAUUAAUUUUUUUUUAACUUUAUUUUUUAUACAAAUAAGGUAUUGAUGGCAAUAUUAACAUAUCAAUAUGAACAUA